GCCGAAGCGACGCAGUAAGGAGCCUCGGUUUUUUGUUCCUUGUCUCCGAAUCCCGAGACCCUAUUCUUCCUUUUACUUACUCGUAAAAUAUUCGAAAAGAGCUCUUUAUACUCAAUCUGCGUCAAGCACAUUCCAAAAUACGAAAAGGCUGACUCCCCGAUCUUCUAGGCUGUGUUGUGUGCCGCACCAGAAAGGUCCGCUGUGACAAACAGUCACCAUGUUCUAACUGCCAUCGCGCGAAUAUUGCUUGUGUCUUCCCCUCCACGGACCGGCCCCCAAGAUGGGCUCGUCGUCAAGCACCCGCCGCCCCUGCUCAGAUGAUGCAGAGAUUGCAGAAUCUCGAGAGUCUAGUUAAGGACCUGAGCGGCCAGCUGGAAGUGGCAAACGCUGCGGCUGGUUCAGUUGCCGGUGGCUCAUCCGGGGUAAGCUCUCCAAAGAGCUCUAAUUAUGGCCGUGACGCAGAUUACCCAAGGGAUUCAUUGCAGAAACCGUUUGGAAGACUCAUUCUUCAGGAUGCCAAUCGAAGCCGAUACGUGGGGAGUGGCUUCUGGUCACGUGUCGACGAUGAGCUUGAUGGGCUUUGUUCAGACACUACAGAGGAUGAAGACGACGUCUCGUCUGGAAAGUCCCCAUCCACCCAGGAACUUCGACGGACGCCGUCAGAACGCCAUGGAUUCUUGUUUCAACACAAUUUGAGUCCUUCCGCUCCCGACCUCCGCGAAUUUCACCCCCUGCCGUCUCAGAUACCGUUUCUCCUGGAUAUAUUCGCUGAAAACGUUAAUGCUGUCAGCCGAAUUGUUCAUGUCCCAACCAUUGCGAAAAUGGUCCGCGAUUUUCGUGGACGUGAAAUGUCGAACUUGACACCAGCCAACGAAGCAUUGAUGUUUUCCAUUUACUACGCAGCAAUAACCUCCAUGGAUGAAGACGAUAUCAUGACCAACUUUGGCUUCACCAAAACUGAGCUCAAUAUGAAGUACCGCCUCGGCCUCGAGCACGCACUUGCAAAAGCCGAUUUCCUCAACGUUCCAGACUUGGUUCUGGUGCAGGCGUUCACUAUCUUCCUCUUCCUCGUUCGCCGCCAUGACAGCCCGAGAUUCGUGUGGAUGAUGACGGGGCUUGCCAUCAGGAUGGGCCAGGCCCUUGGUUUACACCGUGAUGGAGCCCAUUUCGGCCACUUAACUCCUUAUGAAGUUGAGAUGCGACGAAGGGUCUGGUGGUCAUUGUGCAUGCUGGAUAUGAGAGCAUCUGAGGACCAGGGCAUGGAUUACACGAUCUCACUCGAGAGCUAUGACACGAAGCUUCCCUUGAGCAUCAACGACGCAGACAUCGAGCCCAAAACAACUCAAAUGCCAACAGAGCGUGGAGGCAUAACCGACAUGACGUUUCCGCUCAUCUCGGUCCAGAUAGGCAUUAUUGCCAAGCAGAUGAUGGCUCUCAGUUCCAAAGGAGGUGCGCCAGAAAUAGAAGAGCAAAACCGACUUAUAAACGAAAUGUACCAGAUCCUCGAUAGAAGGUACCUUCAAUUCUCGGUAGAGUCAGGCGACAUCAUGUAUUGGGUCCAAGUCUGUGUCGUGCGACUCGUGAUGGCCAAGAUGUCGCUUUUUAUCUACUUACCUCUGCUCUUCUCCUCUCCCAGCGAGCACUUCUCGGACAAGAUCAAGAACAAGCUCCUAAUCGCAGCAAUCGAAGUCGCGGAGUAUAACCAUGCUCUAAAUGCAGAGCAGGCAUGCCGUCAAUGGCGCUGGGUUUACCAAACAUAUAUACAUUGGCAUGCCGUGGUCUACCUCUUGAUCGAGAUCUCCAGACGUCCGUGGUCACCCAUAGUCGAGAGGGCCUGGGUUGCGCUUCAUAGUCCGUGGCUGAUCCCCGUCCAGUCCAACAUGGACAAGAACCAGAGGAUUUGGUUUCCAUUGAGGAAGCUGAUGGCAAAGGCAAAGAAACAUCGCGAGACUGAGCUCGAGCGGCUAAGACGAAAUCCCGAAGCUGUAAAAUGGCUAGAGAUGGAUGACCAGAGGCUUCCCGCUCCCGGAAGCCCCGGGCCGUUCCCACCCGGCUCCAACGUUGUCGAGCUCUUUCGCGAACGAUGGUGGCAGCUUAUGGCGACGCCAGAGGAACUUGAGCAUGAUAAAGGGAAAUCUAAACAGUACAGGUCAGAAGUUACCAGCCCGUCGGCACAUUCAACCAACACAACCCAGCUAGGAACAUGUCCCUCGCCUGCGUAUAACGAAGGCGGUUCAGGACCCAAUACGACUGAUGAGCCUCCAUAUUUUGGUGCCGGUGGGCUCCAAACAAGUCAGAAUCAUCUGUUAAGCACCACUUCCCUGAACAUCCAAUCCACCAUACCGACCAGCGCUCCCGAUGGUUUUGCAAUGGGACAGACUGCAAGGCAAUCAUACAAUGCCGUUCCCGAUAUUCCAGUAACCUGGUCGAUGGGUCCUGGUUUAGACCAUUGGCUGUGGGCUGACGCAGAUCCAUCGGCCGAUGUUUUCGCCAAUGUGGACUUCGAUGCAAGUGAUGUCAACAUGGACUUGGACGGCGAGAUGGACUGGCAUAAUUGGGUUGAAUCUGCCAAGGGCAUGGAGUGGAAUACGGGGCCAAAUGGCAAUGGACCGGCCUAAUUCUCUUCUAAGCUCGACCUUCAAAAUACAAACGAUUGGGGACAAUUGUUGUUUUCGAGGCUCGAGAUGGGCAGGAAAAGUGACACUGAAUAUCCGAAGUCAAUUUGGAUCAUUUCAGGCAUUCUCUCACCGAAUGUCCUCUGUUACUUUCAAAGCCUAUCAUUCGAAUAUCUUGGGAAUCCUCAAAUGCUUAGUCCCUUAAGC
Hyaloscypha bicolor E is the source of this 2822-nucleotide messenger RNA. RefSeq lists its product as uncharacterized. Lineage: Eukaryota; Fungi; Ascomycota; Leotiomycetes; Helotiales; Hyaloscyphaceae. The record is from RefSeq and is a predicted model, not a curated record. Bases 318 to 2618 code for a protein of 766 amino acids. Gene Ontology annotation, biological process: DNA-templated transcription. The transcript has 3 exons. Gene Ontology annotation, molecular function: zinc ion binding; DNA binding.